AACCGCAGAAGCAGGGGACUUUCUUUGCCGUUCUCUCUCUCCGGCGUUUCAAGAAUCCUCAUUUUUCUGCAGCUCACGAAUGUAUUGACUCCAGACUUGAAUUCGAUUGCAUCGCCAUUGCGACGGACUUGUGCCUUUCGUUACCUCGAGCUGUUUUCUGAGAUAGCAUAAUGGAUGACAAAGAUGUAGAAAUGCAUGACGCCCAAAAGCCUGAUUCAGGAAAUGAAAUCAAAGAAGCCAAUUAUAAAGUGUUAGACUUUAAGAGUGAAUUUAAAGACGAUGACCCUCCCUCUGCAGUUACUAUUGCAGAGAAUGCAAGUCAAAAUGGAAAUGGUGAUGACGACUCAAAUAAGCUGAGCAAUGAAGCAAAUGAUCAGAUCAAUGCCAUGAGUGAAAUGGAAGCUCAAACUAACCAUGAAAGCGAGACUAUUGAGCCAAUGUCAGUUGAGGGUGUUGAAACAACAGGUGAGCAAGUUGACACUGAAAGUAAGAAUGAAGAGGGAAUCAGUAUUGAGGCUAAUUCAAAAGUGCAAACUGCGCCUGAAAGUGGUAUGAAGAAUGAUGUGGUUGAGGAAAGUGGUGCUAAUGAUGGUUUGAAAGAGGAAAAUCCAGUUGCAAAUGAUGUUGAAAGUGAAAUUCCUGUUAAAAAUGUGGUUGGAAAUUCCAAUGGCCACAUUGUAGUGGAAAAGUCCAAAGAGAGCGGGGAGAAUGAAGAAAGUGUUAAAAAUGUUGCGGAAAGAGAAAUGGAAGGUGAAAACGUGGAUAGUGGGGGUGGUUUUAGUGACAAUGAUAAACUUCAAACCGGAUUAUCUUCAAACGAGGCUCCUCAAGUCCAAACCAUUACAUCAGUUGAGGUUCCACAGAGUGGGGACAAAGAGGUGGAAGAUGCAGUUAAUGCAAAUGAGGAUAAAGUAGUUAAUGAUGAACCAAAACAACAGGAUAAAGAAGUACUUCUAGCUGCGUGUGUAACUGAUGGGAAUACCAAGAGUGUGGAAACUAUAACUAGACUCGAAGGGAGUGAUUCGUCUCUACCAAAUAAGCAUGAAGUUGGUACACCCAAUUCCACUGUCAGAUAUUUUCCGACAAAUAUGGGGAGCCAUAGCGGAGAAGCCGGAAAGACUGUUUGCAGUCAGGCCACACUACCUCUGAUAGCAGACGGUGACGAUGGAACGCCAGAGGACCAAGCAGCAUUUAUAAGGGAACUUGAAAGUUUUUAUCGUGAGAGGGCAACAGACUUCAAACCACCAAAAUUUUAUGGUCAACCAUUAAAUUGCCUGAAGCUAUGGAGAGCUGUGAUUAGAUUGGGAGGUUAUGACAGGGUAACUGGAUCCAAAUUGUGGCGACAGGUGGGAGAGUCAUUUCAUCCACCAAAGACUUGUACAACAGUUUCAUGGACUUUCCGCAUUUUCUACGAGAAGUCUCUUUUAGAAUAUGAAAAGCAUAAGAGACAAAGUGGUGAUCUUCAACUCUCAGUAGCAAUGCUCCAUGACGCUUCUGGUGCUGAUAGUGAGGGUAAUGGCUAUCAAGGAUCAGGACCAGGAAGGGCUAGAAGAGAUGCUGCUGCUCGUGCUAUGCAAGGUUGGCAUGCCCAGCGCCUUUCAGAUUACGGAGAAGUUGGUGAGCCUGUUAUAAAGGACAAGAACAUCAAUAUGGUGAAGCGUGAGAAAAACACUAAAAGCAUUGCUUCUCUCAAGCAAAAGAGACCAAAUGAGGUUGAGCUUCCAGUCAAGUCUAUUCGUACUGAAACAUCAAAGCAGCUUGUGACAUCAGUUGUUGAUGUGGGUCCUCCAGCAGACUGGGUGAAGAUAAACAUACGCCAAACGAGGGAUUGUUUUGAAGUUUAUGCACUGGUCCCAGGGCUUCUUCGUGAAGAGGUGCGGGUCCAGUCAGAUCCUGCUGGGAGAUUGGUCAUAACCGGCCAGCCUGAGCAAGCUGAUAAUCCGUGGGGCAUUACCCCAUUCAAGAAGGUAGUCAGCCUACCAGCCAGGAUCAACCCGCUUCAAACGUCAGCUGUCGUUAGCCUUCAUGGACGCCUCUUCGUCCGGGUUCCUUUCGAGUCAAAUAGCUAAACCUAAAGGUUCAAUAUUCUAUUUAUAGAUUUUGUUCAGAUUAAUUAUUAGCGAACAUCCGGUGUGACUACCGUGCCUGCAAAAGUUGGCUCUGUGAAUGUGUAACUUUGGCCAUGCAUGAUUGUGUUUGCAGUUUAGAUUGUAGAGGUCUCACAUUUUAGUUCAAAGUUAGUAGUGAGAAACAUCAUUAGCUUAGUAGUUCUACAGUGUAAGAAUUCACAAAGUUUUAUCGAUUCAAUUCAUUAACUCCAAUGCAAUUUGCAAUAUCUUUUAUGA
Molecule: messenger RNA, 2345 nt
Organism: Salvia splendens (bonfire salvia)
Lineage: Eukaryota; Viridiplantae; Streptophyta; Magnoliopsida; Lamiales; Lamiaceae
Product: AT-rich interactive domain-containing protein 5
Exons: 15
Coding region: 171-2069 (632 amino acids)
Biological process (GO): regulation of transcription by RNA polymerase II
Cellular component (GO): nucleus
Molecular function (GO): DNA binding
Source: RefSeq, a predicted model, not a curated record